AUGCGUCGCUCACUUCUUUGCUUGUUUACAUUGGCGGAGAGUCGAUCGAUGUUUCUUGACGCAAUGGGUAUGCCAUUGCCAUGCCCCACAGCGACACUUCCGGAGACACUUCAGGUGCUUGCGGAACAUCAUCAUACCGAUACGGCUUUGGUUCACGCUGCGUUGGCCCGGCUACUGUCAUUGGACUCCACAGAUGCGGAUUCAGAGGUAAUUGCCUCAUUUAAACCACAAGGCACCAAACCCGUCACCGUUACGCAUGCGACGAGCGAGAGUGGCGCUACAAAUGAUGUUGUCGGGCUUCCAUCAUCACCGUCGUCACAUUUGAUGCUGCAGCUGAUGUUUUUGCAUGCCAACGAUACGGUUGUGCGUGAGCGCUGUUGCCGUUGCAUCGCCAACAUGUGUCAACUUUCAUCGUCUUCCUUGACUCGUUGUGUAGUGGAGCCAUCCGGCGUGAACUCGGAUAUGGACCAAGUGAAGCGUGAUCAUAGUGUCGCUGACGGGCUGGUUGAAGGGGGGGCGGUAGAGUUGGUGCUUGGAACACUCUCAAUGGCCUCUCGUUUGAGUACAAAGGGAAUUGUAUGGUCGUCACUGGCUCUUCUUAAUCUUGUCUGCCUCUCCUCUGAAGGGGUACAACGAGCAGCGAGGGCCAAGGGUGAGUCUUUAGUUGCAGAUGCCAUCGCAAGCAUGGCGCAUGAGGCCAUCGCGGCAGGAUCGCUCAGCGGUGAGAAUUGUGUUGCAAUGGACGCGAUGUUAGGGGCUCUUGCGCGACUUCUCACAACCGAGGCGGAUAGCAACAUGACGGGUGUUCACUACCGUUUUGAACAGGCGGCGUACGGAACGGUGGAGGCGGUAGGAUGGGCACUAUUCUGCCUCUCAGAGUCGGCUAUACGUGAUAUUCGAGGUUUCGAGGAAACGGAGGUGAUGAAUGGUGGAGGCAGCGGUGUUCGUCGCGGGGCCACAUUAUUUUUCCCUGCCGCAACGCCGUCGCAGCAGUCGGCUGUUUUGGCAUUUUUACCCCCGUUACACAAGGCGUGGAUGAUACUGAAGAGCCUUAGUGGCUGCAGCAGGAACAUGCCGAUUGUGUACGAGGCGCUCCACAUGCCAGGGGAUGGGGGCGGGCUGAGGACUAUGAUUGACGCUGUCUUACUCUUCGGCGUGGAACUGGAAGGCCUUUCCGUCGUGGGGGCCAUAGAAGAGGCCACGUUGCAGCAAAGCAUGCUUCUACAUGCAAUGGAGGCUUUUGUGGAUCUUUCUGCGACAAGAAAAGACUUGGGCCACCGCGCCUUGGCGGAAGCCGCCUCGUUGUCGGAUGCCGUCGAAGGGAGUCACUCCCGGGGUGGGAAGGAGAUGCCGGGUGAUGGGGGUGAGAUGGAGGGCAUCUCCGCGGUCAUUCCUACAGAGGCGGCACUGCACGUGACGGAUACAUUGGCUGCUGGCGUGGUAAGUAAUAUUGCGGUGUCUACCUUGGUGCGACUGCAUACAGCGCAGAAGGAAGAGGAGGCGGCAAUAGAGUAUACUCAGGGUGGUGGAAAAAAGGCCAAGAUACAUGUGUACAAUGGGGCUGUGUUUGAUCUGCUUGCCAAAUGUACGUUGACACUCGCAAACUUGGCCGGCCACGAUAUCGCCGUCGCGUCAUUGAACACAAUGGCCGUGCUACAAGUUAUGCUGCAAGAAGUCACCGAUUUUCUUUCUGCGGUUAGGGCUGAGCAUCGGGCGUCACCCGGUGAACUUUUUACCAGCGCAUCGCAGCAGGAGCUGAUGGCUCUGGUGCAGCAGUGUGCGUUGACGGGGCAGAUGUACGCCGCGCUGUGGGGUAUUCUCCGCACCCCCGACGGAGCACGUGCCGUGAGAGAACUGCAGCUGCACAGAACAGUGCGAGAGAUACAGACAGUGCUGGAGGCCAUGUACACAGAAGCCUUUCCAGAUGUUGAGAAUUCGGCGGGUGGGGCUAGUAAAAGGGUGGGCACGCAAGAAGGCUGCACGGCAACGCAGCGAUCUGCGGCACUUACAGCGACUAAAAAAACAACACCGACGAGUGCGGCUGUGGUGGAAACCAUGCGACAACUUAUUCCACUUGGUCAGAAGGUGCUGCAGUGUUUGCGUCUCGCAUUUGUUGAGGCGGGUUCCCGCUCAGAAGGAGUAAAUGAAACAGCUGGGUGCGACAAAGUGUGCCGAGGGCACCGUUAA
This is a messenger RNA of Trypanosoma cruzi, 2187 nucleotides long. RefSeq lists its product as uncharacterized. The record is from RefSeq and is a predicted model, not a curated record. Bases 1 to 2187 code for a protein of 728 amino acids. The transcript has a single exon. NCBI's taxonomy places the organism in Eukaryota, Euglenozoa, Kinetoplastea, Trypanosomatida, Trypanosomatidae.